AUGCCACAAUAUCAGCUUUUACUGUCACUAGCCCUCGCUAGCAGCCAUAUCUUGGUCAGCGCGACGGACUCUUCUCCAGUGGAGGACUACGAUGUCCUACAAUAUGUCGACCCCUUGAUCGGCACUGCCAACGGAGGAAAUGUCUUUCCAGGCGCUACAUUGCCAUACGGCAUGGCGAAAGCUGUGGCGGACACAGACUCAGAAAGCAACCAAGGCGGCUUCGCCUUCGAAGGCGGCAAUGUGACCGGAUUCUCAAGCAUGCAUGACUCGGGCACUGGAGGCAGUCCCUCGCUGGGAAACUUCCCGCUGUUCCCAUACGCAAAAUGUGCCGACGAUGAUGUGAAUGGAUGUGUGUAUCCUAAAAAGCAGCGCAAGGUCAAGUACAAGCCCGAUACGGUGCAGGCGCAUCCGGGAUAUUUUGCUAUUGAGCUUGCGUCUGGGGUUCGUGUUGAUAUGACUGCUGCGCAGCAUACAUCUUUGUUCCGAUUCCAGUUUCCGAAUGGAAGCAGUCCGUUAGUCCUGCUUGACCUUACCGAUUUGUCGGAUUCGAGGCAGGAUAAUGCGAGUAUUUCUGUCAAUGAAUCUACUGGUCGAAUGACUGGCAAUGCGCGAUUUGCGCCUAGUUUUGGAAGUGGUUCUUACGUGCUACACUUCUGUGCGGACUUUGAAAGUCCGGCUUCGAAGCGGGAUAGUGGCAUCUUUGUCAAUUCUCGCGCGAGUGCUGAUGUUCAUGAUUUGACGAUUUCGAGGUCUAUUAAUGGUUAUCCUCUUCCGGGCGGUGGAUUCAUCCGCUUCCAAACAGCUCCAGAUAAUACCAUUCUAGCUCGAGUUGGAGUCAGCUUCGUGAGCACGCAGCAGGCUUGCUCGCAUGCCGAGUCUGAGAUUAAGGAUUUCAACUUCAAUUCCACUCACCAGACAGCCAUUGAUCAGUGGACUGAGAAAAUGCGUCCCAUUCGCGUGUCCCGGACUGGAAUUGAUAACUCGGUUCUCACAAACUUCUUCAGUGGCGUAUAUCGCACGAUGGUCAACCCCCAGGAUUACACUGGAGAGAAUGUGCUCUGUCUAUGGGACUCAUUCAGAUCCCAAAUUCCAUUCUUGACUAUCUUCGAUCCUAACGCUGUAAUCAAAAUGGUCCGUUCACUGAUCGAUACGCAGCGUCAUCUAGGCUGGCUACCAGACUGUCGUAUGUCUCUUUGCAAAGGUAAUCACCCAAGCUCAUCAAAAUUAAGCGUACAAGCUAACGAGGCACAUAUAGGAUUCACCCAAGGCGGCUCAAAUGCAGACAACAUCCUAGCAGACGUCUACCUGAAAGGUCUCCGCGACGGAAUAGACUGGGAAGCCGGCUACGCAGCCGUCCAAAAAGACGCCGAAGAAGAACCAUACGACUGGUCAAGCGAAGGCCGCGGUGGGUUACGCAGCUGGAAGAAUCUCCACUACAUUCCAGUAGAGGACUUCGACUAUGAAGGAUUUGGCACAAUGACCCGCAGUAUCUCUCGCACACUCGAGUACGCAUACAAUGACUUCGCCAUUGCCCAGAUGGCACGCAGUCUGAACAAGACAGCCGACGCAGAGAAGUACGAGAAGCGAUCUCGCAACUGGCAAAACCUCUUUAAAAAGGACCAGAAGUCCCUCUGGAAAGGCAAUGACACCGGCUUUACGGGGUUCUUCCAGCCAAAAUAUCCAAAUGGGACAUGGGGCUAUCAAGAUCCGCUUGAAUGCUCGAACAUCGACACAAGUAACCAUGCAUGUUCAUUGCAGAACACAGCUGGCGAGACCUUUGAAUCGAGUAUCUGGGAAUAUCAAUUCUUCGUCCCGCACGACAUGUCAACCCUAAUCACAACCCUCGGCGGACCCCAAUCCUUCACAAACCGCCUCGACUACCUCCACGACAAAAACAUAACAUACAUAGGCAACGAGCCAGCCUUCCUAACAGUCUUCCAAUACCACUACGCAGGCCGCCCCGCAAAGUCAACCUCGCGCGUCCGAACCUACAUCCCAGACUACUUCUCGCCCAUUCCAGCCGGACUCCCCGGCAACGACGACUCCGGCGCAAUGGGCUCCUUCGUCGCAAUGGCCAUGAUGGGUCUAUUCCCGAAUCCUGGACAGAGCGUAUAUCUGCUCACGGUGCCAUUCUUCGAGGCUGUUAGUAUUGUGAGUCCGGUUUCUGGGAAGACGGCGACGGUUAAGGUUGUGAAUUGGGCUGCGUUUAAUACUGUUAAUGGGACGAGUGGGAGUGGGGGCAUGGGUGGGAGUGGGUUUAUUCAGAGUGCUACCCUUGAUGGGGUUGAUUAUACGAGGAAUUGGGUUGGGCAUGACUUUUUCACGGAAGGGAGGGAGUUGGUGCUUGUUCUUGGGGCGGAGGAGGGGGGUUGGGGGACUAAGGUGGGCGAUUUGCCGCCUUCUUUGGCUCCUGCAGUUCAGGGGGAGGAUCGAGUUGUUGGUGAGACUGUUAGGAGGUGGGAGGGGGUGGUUGAGGAUGGGUUGUUUGGUGGUUCGGAGGUUGGUGAUUCUGGGAAGCAUUUACAUUUUGAGAGGCAUGGUCGUGUCCUUGGGGGUGGACAUGGGAGGAAGGGUUUUGGGGUUUGA
Messenger RNA from Penicillium nucicola, 2586 nucleotides. Its product is annotated as glycoside hydrolase family 92 protein. Gene Ontology annotation, cellular component: nucleus; cytosol. The transcript has 5 exons. Gene Ontology annotation, biological process: carbohydrate metabolic process; glycoprotein catabolic process; protein quality control for misfolded or incompletely synthesized proteins. Lineage: Eukaryota; Fungi; Ascomycota; Eurotiomycetes; Eurotiales; Aspergillaceae. Gene Ontology annotation, molecular function: peptide-N4-(N-acetyl-beta-glucosaminyl)asparagine amidase activity; carbohydrate binding. Bases 1 to 2586 code for a protein of 861 amino acids. The record is from RefSeq and is a predicted model, not a curated record.